Rhodotorula toruloides NP11 is the source of this 1509-nucleotide messenger RNA. RefSeq lists its product as uncharacterized. The coding region runs from base 1 to 1509 and encodes 502 amino acids. NCBI's taxonomy places the organism in Eukaryota, Fungi, Basidiomycota, Microbotryomycetes, Sporidiobolales, Sporidiobolaceae. The record is from RefSeq and is a predicted model, not a curated record. The transcript is spliced from 5 exons.
AUGGACUUUCUCACGCAGUCGUUCGCACCCGCUCCCGCUCGCCAAGCAGAACAAGCCUCGUCGGCUCAGGCCUCUCACCCUGCGUCGCCCGACACACUCGACACGGCUCACGACGUCUCUCCCACCACGGCGACAGCGACGAACGACUCGAACCCGUUGCUCGCCGCCGAUGUCGUCCAGACGAGCGACAAGUUCGCUGCGUUGCGCUCGCACUCGCCCGCUGCUGGGCCGCUCGAGGACGAGCCGCGCAUCGAGUACCCGAGCGUACAGAAGGGUGAUUGGCGGGCGUACGGGCGCGUCAUGGCCCAAGUCGUCCUUUGGCCCGAGGGAACCGUCGGAGAGAAGGGCGUCAAGGCCAAGAAGGUGAGGGAGGUUCUCGCCGACAAGGCCGACGAGUGGGUUGUUGAGGGAACGCUCUGGAUCACAAAGAACAAAGAGAUCCUCCUCGUCCUCGACCGCAACGUCCCACCCUUCCACAUCGACUUCUCGACCCUGCGCGCCGCUCCCACCCUCUCUCGCCGCCUCAGCCUUUCCGGCCUCCGCCGCUCAAUCUCCCGCACCUCGACCACCUCAGGCGGCGACGCUCGCGAGGACACGGAAGAGGACAAGGAGAAUACGGGAGGAGGAGUGAGGGGGUUCGUGAAGAAGAUUGUCGAGGCAGUCAAACCGCGUAGGGCGUCCUCAUCCGAGGGUGGAGAUGGGCUUGCGUUGACGCGCACGAGGUCGUCGCACAAGAGUCAGAGGUCCAUCAAGGAGAGGAGGAAGUCGCAUGACGCCAACGCUGGAGUGGCGAAGGGCGAGGAGGAGAGGAGGGGAGAGAGGGAGGAGGGUUCGGCGCAGGGCGGACAGGGUGGGUUGGCGUUCGCUGAGCCGGUUAUCGAGAGGCGUGAGGGACCCUUUCCGGCUUACAAGGGCCACUCCAUCACCGCUCUCUACAUCUCCUCCCCUUACCUCAUCCGCUCCAUCCGCUUCUACGCACAACACAAGCCCACGUCCCCUCCCUCCCUCGGCCUUCCAAUCUCGACCCCUCCAGACGACGCAGCCGCCCAAGACCCCUCUCGCGAGCCUCGUGAGGACCUCGGACUCGUCCCUCCGGUCGUAGAGGUGGAUGUUGCCCAGCCCGAGGAGGGGAGGAAGUACGAGGGCGUUGGGGAGGGAGAGGGAUUGAGGAUGAGGGAGGUGACGGUUGGGUUCGUCUUCCCGGAUGUUUUGCUCGCUGACGAAGCAACCGACUUCCACACCCGCAUCGAGUCGCUCCUCCGCCCUUCCUCUCCCAGCGGCCCGGCGGCGACUACGACAACCGGCUCGUCACUCUUCCGCACCCUCUCGCGCGGUGCUAGCUCCCCCUCCGCCCCUCCCAUCCCACCCGUAGGCGAGGGAGAUGGAGGAGAGAUUCCUAGCGAGACGGGCACGAUCGAGAUGAUGGCCCCGACCCAGUCGCAGCCGAAGCAGAGGAGGAGGGGGAGUAGUUUCUUGAGGGGGAUGCCGCAGGGGGAUGUGUGGGUGUGA